Lactuca sativa (garden lettuce) is the source of this 1104-nucleotide messenger RNA. The record is from RefSeq and is a predicted model, not a curated record. NCBI's taxonomy places the organism in Eukaryota, Viridiplantae, Streptophyta, Magnoliopsida, Asterales, Asteraceae.
AUGGCCAAGUAUCUCAGUGAUUUUCAGUUCGGGGUCGGGGUGUCGGGUGGCGCUGAAGCCGUAUUACAUAGCGCCAACAAGGUGUUGAGUGAACGCCACAAUGACGGGUCUCUUUCCAUGCUUAGUGUGGACUUCUCUAAUGCCUUUAACCUUGUUGACAGAUCCGCAUUACUUCAUGAGGUUAGAUUGAGGUGCCCUUUUAUAUCCUUGUGGGUAGAAUUCCUAUAUGGUCAAGCAACAAGGUUAUAUAUAGGGAACGCACAUAUUUGGUCUUCUACUGGAGUUCAACAAGGAGACCCCUUGGGACCACUUCUCUUUGCCCUUGUGUUGCACCCGCUCUUGCAUAAUAUUAGAGACAAUUGCAAGCUUCUUCUCCAUGCAUGGUACCUGGAUGAUGGCACUCUUAUUGGAGAUUCUGAGGAGGUGGCCAAAGCCUUAGACAUCAUUAAGGCUAUUGGCCCACAAUUGGGCCUUCAGUUGAAUAUCAAGAAAACCGAGCUCUUUUGGCCCUCGUGUGAUGGAAGGAAGCUGCGUGAGGGGUUAUUCCUGUUUGGCAUCGGGAGGCCGCCAUUGGGGGUGAAACUUCUUGGGGGAGUUGUUAGCAGAGAUGCUAGUUUCAUUAGCAACUUAGCCAUAAAGAGAGCUGAAGACGCUGUGAAUUUGAUGCGCCUUCUUCCACAAUUGUCUGACCCGCAGAGUGAGCUCCUUCUACUUUCGUCUUGUAUGGGUAUUGCUAAACUUUUCUUUGGGCUGAGGACGUGCCAACCCGUUCACAUGGAGGAGGCGGCGUUGUUCUUCAAUAAUGGAUUACGCAGGGCAUUUGAGGACAUUAUGGUUUGUGGUGGCCCCUUCUUUGGCGACUUACAGUGGCGACUUGGUUCCCCACCCAUUCGGUUUGGUGGUUUGGGUUUAUACUCGGCAGUAAAGGCUACCUCAUAUGCUUUUGUUGCCUCAAGGGCCCAAUCUUGGAUAUUGCAAGACCACAUCUUACGGGAUAUCGACAUUUAUAGUAUGGAUUCUGAUUAUGCUUGUGCCUUAGAUUCUCUUCGUAACAAGCUUCCGGACAUUGACCUUAGCAGUUUUACUACUAAGGACACCCCCUAA